CUUACUUUACAAGCAGAACUCGCUGCUCGCUGCACACGAGGUUCUAUUCAAUACGAAACCCCGCCUAGAAUACGACCGGAGAAGCGAAAGAAAGCGGUGCAGAAAUCUAGUCGCUUUGAAUCCGGCUUGACGCGGACCCCGCAAACACCCCGCGCUGGAACACAGCUUAGGCGCGCUUGCUAGUAAAGCACGGUGGAUUUUGCACACAACUGACCGGGUGCUGCAUACAGGCAGUUUGCGUACUCACUGUAAAAGCCGGACGCGCAGGCCAAAGACUUCGUCUAUUGAUGUUGAGUUACCACAGAUACAUACUAGAUUUUAUGGACAUCUGCAGCGGGCUGUAACAUCCUGAAACAAGAAAUUAUGGGUUUAAGCUCGGCGCCGCCUAGGGAAUGCACGCGCAAUAAUUAGUCUUUGCCUUGCAAGCUGAUGGUCAAGUGCUAUACCCUGGAACCAUGGCGCGGCGGGGCCCGAAUGCAGACGCUGGGCAAGGUCAUACGAGUCUACCCAAGCACCGUCAUCGCGCCGCUUCUGGUCACCGCCUGCAUGCUGGGACUGGGCCUAUCUGGCAUGCAGCUGGCAAGCAACUUUUAUGCCAAAAGCUCACAGGUGGAGGCAACCGAGGUGGCCGUGGUCGCGGCGGCGGCGCUGCAGCAGCGGGUGGCGGCGGCACUGGCGCCGCUGCAGCUGCUGUCGGCGGUGGCGCAGGUGGCCCCGCAAUACGAGGCGGCGGCAGCGUGGUUCGGCCUGUUGGUGCCAGUACUGGCGGCGCAGUUGCCACGCCCCCAGCUGCCCGAGGGCUCCCUCCGGCAGCUGCUGCUGGCGCCCGCGGGCGUCGUGCGCCAGGCGCACACACCGGCAGCAGCCACACCGGCUGCCGCCACUCCCGGUGCCGCUGGUGCUGAUGCGAACACAAGUACUGGUGGCGGCAGCAGCAGUGACACGCCCACCCCGGCAGGCGGGUGGCCCGUUGGCACAGACCUACUCAAUGGCUCGGUGCUGGGCGCAUCCCAGCGCCACUGCGGUGCCCUGGCGGCCGUGGCGGCGCGCAACCAGACCGUCAGCAGCACAUGUGACCUGCCUGUAACAAGUGCCGGCGUGGGCGGGGCUACUGCUUUGACAGCCUAUCACGCCGUCUUUGUUCCCCAGCAGCGCAUUAGCGCCAGCGGCAACAGCAGCAGCAGUAGCAGCAGCUCCAUGUCGGCUGCAGCUGCAGUAGCUGCAGCGGCUGCGGCGGCCUGGGGCCGGCCGGACGCAGUGAACACGGCAUGUGGAGCGCCGUGCCAAGAUGAUGUGGACACUGGGCUGCAAUUUUGGGGCGUGGUGGGGGCGGUCCUCGACAUCCCGCUGCUGCUGGCGCGGGUACCCGGCUCGCCACUUGCAGCUGUCACGGAUUCCGGCUACAGCUACCGACUGGAGGAUGAUGCCAACACCGUGAUCGCCUCAGCGGGCGGCAGCGGCACAGCAUUCACCACGGCAUCUGUGACGGUGUCGGCGCCGGUCACACUUCCCGGCGGCAGUGGUCCGGGCUGGACGCUGUACGUGGCGCCGGCAGGUGGCGGCGGCUGGGGCCCCGCCUGGCGCGGCGGCUACACGGCGGCGGUGGUGCUGGUGGCAGUGGGCCUCGGCCUGAUGGUGUUCCUGCUGCUGGUGGCCAGGCGCAAGCAAGAGCUCAUUCUCCGGGCGCUGCUGCCCAAAGAGAUCCUGCACGACUUGUCGGCCGCCAACUCGGUCACCAGCCUGGGGCGCGCGACACUCGGCGGUGACACGCCUGCGGCCCUCAUCCUGGGCUUGAUCCAGGGCCUGGUCACGGGCCAGCGCCUGCCCGACCUGCGGCACGUGCUCCUCAUCCGCACCGCACUGCUGCGCGGCGUGGACGUCUACCAGCCGCUGGACCUGCGAAACCGCAUCAAGGACUCGGGCCUGGCCGCCGACGUGACUCAGGCGCUGCUGCGCCAGCUGGGUGCCUUCCCCGGGGCCGGCGGCAUCAUGGACGGCAGCAGCGGCGCACUGGUCGGCGGCGCCGGCGGCCCAGGACCCGGCGGCGGCGGCGGCGCCGCCGCGUCACAGCCGCAGUAUUACUACCUACCGCAUGUGGCUAGCAGCAACGGCCGCGUGGGUGGCGGCGGUUUCAUGCUCGCAACCGGCGGGUCCACGGCACCCGACACGUAUGUGGCCGCCGCCUACGCCAGUGGGGGCGGUGCUGUUGGGGACGGGUCCUUUGGCGACGUCAGUCGUUUCGGCGGCUGGCCAUCAGGCGGCGGCGGACCCAACCGCCGCCCCCCGCGACGGGGCUCCUCUAAAGCGUUGUUUGCACAGGCGGCGGGAACAGCUGCAUCAGCAGGCGCAGCAGCGGCGGCCGCGGCGCCGCCGCCGGACCUUGACACGCUGACUGGCGCGCUGACGUUCUUGCUCACGCCGCCGCCGCCGCAGCCGCUGCCGCCCCCGCCGCCGGCAAUGCUGGCGCCCGCAGGACCGGCGCCUGCGUCGGCGAACCUCUUCUCAGCUCUUCCGGCAGGACUCGGCGGAGCCCCUGCCGCCGUGGAUAGCCCGGGCACCAUGACGGCCGCCGGCGGGGUCACGGCUGUCGCCAGCGCCAAUCACCGCAGAGGUGCUAGUACUGCUGGGGUCAUUGGCUGCGGGUCCGGCAACUUUUCGGCCUUCAGAGAGUCGUUUGGUGGCGGCCCCACCGUCGCCUCGCGCCUUGGUGCUCCUGCGGCGGACGCCGGAUCCUUUGGAAGCGUGAGCCUGGGCGGCGGAGGGCCGCUGCUGUGCGUCAGGGGCAAUCAUGCCAGCAGCAUUGGCAGCACCGCCGCCAUGGCGGCCACGUUUGGCAACAAUUCGGCCUUCUAUUGGAGCGGCGCCGCCACGCCUCGCGCAUCCGUCGACGCCACCGGUGCAUCCUCGCCCCUACCUUCCAGUCUUGGCCCCAUGCCGUCCAAGCUGCGGGCAUCACAAUGGCUCAGCGGCACCUGCGGCGCCGGCAACUCACCAUCGGCUGCAGCUGCCACGGCUGCAGCAGGCGCCUUGCCCGCCUCUUCUGCUACUGCCCAGCCGUUCCAACGGGCUGCUACAGCCACCGGCAUGCCAACGGCUGGCAGCAACGUCGCAACUGACAUCGCCACGACCCUGACUACUGCCGCAGCCUCGCCGGUUCCCAGCCUGCUCCUGAGCGCUGCCGCAUUGCCGUCUGAUCCUACCUCCAACACCACCACAGUCGACGGCGGCGGUGGCACUGGUGGCGGAUAUGAGUUCGGCGGUGGCCGCGGCAGCUGCGACAUGCCAGCCACCACAGCCGCCGUCGCUGCUCCUGCAGCUGUGGCUGGGGUAGGCGCGGUUGCUGACGGGGAUGUGCUGAUUGACAUGCUGGCCCUGGCGGCUGGUGGCAGCUGUGGGGUAGCCGCCGGCGCUGCCAGCGGCGGCGGCGCGACAAGUGGCGGCAUCUUGGUGGGCUCGCCUCCAGGCACGGGCAGUGUCAACUUGGAUAACGCUUUCAUCAGCGCCUUCAGCACCACUGCCGCACUCAGCGGCGGCGCAGGCGGCGGCGGCGGCGGCGGUGGCGGCGGCGCACCAGCAGCCCUCAGCCCCGGCGGCGCAGGCGGCUCCGUUGGCGUGAUGGCUGGAGCCGCUGCGGCCAGCAGCGGGACCGGCGGGCUGGGCGGUUUUGUGGGCCUGACCAUUGGCGACCGGCCGCUGGUGCGGCGCCCGCCGACCGCCUCGCCGAGCGGCGGCCUUGGGAGCUUCGGCAGUCGCUCGCUGACACCGGUGCUCCGGCAGUUCAGGGAGCUCCGCCGCCGCGCCUCGUCACGCUUCCUUGACGGACCCUCUGGCGGGGUCGGCAGCGCCGCCGCCGCUUCAGCAUUGUCGACGGCGACGGCGGCGGCGACCGCCGCCGCCCUGGCGUCGAGCAGCGCCGGCGGCAGCAACACUCCCUUCGGCCAUCUCCAGGCGAUGCACUCUCAUAGUGAGGCCCUAGGAACGGUGGCACCGGCGAGCGCCGCGCAGGUGCAGUUGGCCCCGUUCCUGUCGCACCAGCUGUCGCCGUACCAGACGGUGGGGCCACGGCAGCUGGAAAGCCUCGUUGAGGACGGUUGCAUGGCCAGUGGCGACGCCGCGCGUCUUGCGGGUUCUGCCGCUGCAGUUUCGGCAGCGGCGGCGGCGGCGGCGGUGGCGGCGCCGUGCGAUGGCGGCGGCCGCCGCAACAGCCUGGCGUCGCGCGUGACGCCGCUGUCGUCGCCGCUUUCAAUGACGGCGCCGUCAGCAGUAGCCUACACACCGCUAGACACGAGGUGCAUCCACCGCAGCGCCGCCACUCCGGCCUCCUCCAGCAUCACCAGCGCUGUGCUUAGUAGCGGCGUGCUGCCGGUUUCUGCUUCUACGCCAGGACCCACACACGCGCCCUCGCCCUCACAUGGGCCCUUGCCGCACCUGCCACCCCUCGCCGUCGCCUCCCGCAGCCUGCUCUACCAGCCGCCCAGCCAGCAGGUUUCAUCAUCACGGCUGCCCAGCAGUCAGCCCCAAACGCCGCUGUCUCCCACGCGCCAGCUGACUUCGCCGCCGCCGGCCCAAGGCGCCCUGUCGGCGGCGGCGGAGCUGCUGCUCACGUCGUGUACUGGCGGCGGCAGCCGCCGGCACGGUGGUGGUGGAGGCGGCGACUGUGGCGGCGGCAUGGCAGCGCCGCCGUCCCCACCGCCACUGCUGGAUGCCUCCGCCCUCGCUGGCCUCGUGGUACUGCCAGCAGCAGCUUCUGUUGACAUGGCGGUUGAAGUUGGGGCCCCGGCGGCAGGAGGAGGCGUGGCCUGGGCUCCGGCUUCCGCUGUGCCCCGCGUGCGCGCGUCCGUCGAUAUGGGAGUGGCGGCGGCGGCCCUCGCCUCAUCACCGUGGGCUUCGGGUGCCCUGCUGCCGUCGGGAGCCCUGGAGCGUGCCUGCCUGCUGUCGCGCCAGCUGCAGCCCCCGCCACAGCUGCGGCUGACGCAACUGCAGCAACAACAGCAACAACAACAGCAGCCACCGCAGCAGCAGCAGCAGCAGCCACCGCCUCCGCAGCCGCCGCCUCCACCUGUGAUUGAGGAGGUGGAGCGGCUGCUGGCGGGUGCGGACGCGUGGCAGUUUGACACGUGGCGGCUGGCGGAGGCGACCAGCGGGCACGCGCUGUCGUGCCUGGGGUUCUACCUGCUGCAGCGGGAGGGGCUGAUCGCCCACUUCCGCAUCCGCCCGCACCGCCUGGCUAGGCUUUUGCGCGCCCUUGAAGACGGGUACCGGGCUGACAACCCCUACCACAGCGCCACGCACGCGGCCGACGUGCUGCAGACGCUGCACGUGAUCAUCCACGGCGCGCAGCUGCACGUGCACUACCUGGACAAGCUGGGACUGCUGGCUGCAUAUGUUGCGGCGGUUGUUCACGACCACGGCCACCCCGGCCUCACCAACGACUUCCUCAUUGCCACACACGACCCGCUGGCGGUCCGCUACAACGACCGCUCGCCGCUGGAGAACCACCACGCCGCCUCCGCCUUUGAGCAGCUGCUGCAGCCGGGGCACGACAUCACCACAGGCAUGGAGCCUUCGGAUCGGGCGGCCUUCCGCAAACAGGUGAUCGACAUGGUCCUGGCCACGGACAUGAAGCAGCACUUCGCCAUCCUCUCCCAUUUCAACACUGUGCACCGACUCCAAGCCUACAAGCCCAACAGCGGCGGCGAAGGCGGCGGCGGCACCGGCGGCGGGCCUGCGGCAGCGACCGGCACCGGCGGAGGUGCUGCGGCACCGGCGACAGCAGAGCGGCCAACAGGCUUGCGCCGGGCCUUUACUGGGGAACUGAAGGACAAGGGUUCAUCUGCCGGCACGGCAUCUGGCGGCACGCUCUCGGGCGCAAAUGGCGUUGCUAGCGGCGGCAUCAGCGGCGCAUUCAGCGGCGCGCUAAGUGGCGCGGUCAGCCUGGCCGCCGGCUUUGUGAACAACAGCUCCAAGGGCUCUGUGGCGGCGGCCACUGCACUGCUGCAGGCGGACGCCGCGCCGCCCCGGCCCCUGGAUGACUCAGAGCGCAUGCUCACGAUGCAGCUCGCGCUCAAGGUUGCGGACAUAGGACACCUGGGUGAGGACCUGGAGGUCCACUGCAAGUGGCUGUCGGGCCUGGAGGAGGAGUUCUUCCGCCAGGGCGACAAGGAAAAAGAGUUGGGACUUCCAAUCAGCCCGCUCUUCGACCGCGCCAAGCAGGGCGUCAGCAAGAGUCAGGGUGGCUUUUUCGAGUUUGUGGCGCUGCCGCUGACGCACGCGCUCACCACCGCCUUCCCCAACGCGUCACCCAUUAUGGACUGCUUCGUCGCAAACUAUGAGCAUUGGAAGAAGGUUGAGGCCGCAACUGCGCAGCAGGCGGCGGGCGCAAAGGAGCAGCAGGUCACUCCCAAGGAGCGUGACGCCACCCAGCAGCAGCAGUAGCUUGCUUGGCCAGGAUGCACGAGUGCUGACGGGGUGUGGAAUGUCAGAGUGACACGAUCGAGUCUAGCAAGGGCCGUGCCCUUGAUGAUAAUAAGCGUCUACUUGAUGUCUCCUGUUUAGUUGAUGACUAAAUGAUGUGCCAAAAGGAAUGGUCCGAGUUGCUGCAAUUUUGUGGCGUGAGAGCCGCCUCACCCCGUUAGCGGACGUGCUUGGGUGCUGUGCCGCAGAAGGGUGAUAAGACGCGGGCAUACAUCUUCUGAAAGUAGUGGAGCUGGGGUGAACUUGUGAGAUGCCCUGAGGCUAUCUGGGCCGUGCUUGCUCGCACUGAAAAGGCGUGCGGCUGCACAAGGUAUCACAGCAGUGCAAGAAGUGUAUGCGGGGUUGCCGGGCAUAGGCACGGGCACGUGUCGAUGGGUUGCAACGUGCUACGGGGGAUGAUUUGGGGCGCAUGCUUUCCCGUAUGCAUAUGCGUGGUCUUCAUGCAAGAGAGUGUAGAUGUGUGCAUUAUGUGUGGGAACAGGGGUUGCAUGUGGGCUGUGUGCACGACGGGCGGGGAUGCACGCCGGGCUCCUUACACCUAUAUACCGUCUUGGCUGCGCGCCAUUUUGCCGCGUAUCCGGUUGUCGGCAGAGCUAGCGUCUUCAUACCACACCAAGGCACGACUUGACCAUGAUGGCGCAGGCCACACGAUCUCCGUGAGGCUGCGUGGACGAUGCAUGGCAUGCGGCGGGCCGUGUGGGGUUUACUAGCUGGGUUGAACCAGCUUAGUUUAAAUUGUACGGGACGGUUACUGGCUGCAACGUCAGUACGUCAUCGAGCACGAUGUGAGUGGGUGAUAAAAGGAAAGCGCGGCGGCCCUCACGGGCUGCAUCUUUUCGUGCUUUUUGCGUUGUCGUGUUUCAUCGUCGUGUCGUGUCGUGCGUGUGUGUUUCAUCGUUAAGCGCUGUCUCACGGCUAGCUGGGCUUUGGCACGGACGGCGUGCCCUUGUGCACUGCGCUUGUGAGGGGUUGUUGUGCUUGGUGCACACUUCUGGGCGGAGCAAAACACACCAAUGAAGAUUUCAUUGUUCCACCUAGUAAUAGACCCAGCGGUGCAUGCGCUGGGUCAGAUGCGUACGUAUUACAUUGCCUCGACACUUUGUGUUUGUCGAGCCUGCUUUUUGUCAUGAUGCACUGGCGCCUUACGGAGAAGCGUACUCCCCCGAAUGACUUAACAGCGCAAUGGAUGUCGUAAGACGAAGGGCGUUGUUAGGAUGUUAUCAGGGUAGGGUUGCAGGCCGUACGGCGUUAGUUGUUAGGUUUGGGUUUGGAAGCCGUGGGUGCACUGAUUGUAUGUGGGUAUGGGGGCGGCGGCACAAACGAAUGGUUGCCCGUGUGCAGUUGGUUCACACGCGGCCGGGCCUUGCAGGAUUGCUUUUUACGCUGGCGUGUGUUGUUGCUUGGAGGCGCGUGCUGUGCGCGUCUUCUACCAUGUCAUCAAGUAUGUCAUGCGCUUUGUCUGUUUGCAGUGGUGGUGCAGUCCUGUCAAGAGCCGGGGUAGACCUGAACCAUGCGCCGCAUCUCGAUGUGGUGUGGCAGGGUGUGGCGAGGGCAGAACUGAUCGCGGCUCAAGUUGCAUAUAUUGUUGCCGUGCCUCCAUAUUAUAGCGGGCACCGACGUUCCACUUUCAUUGAUUACUGAUGCCCCUUCUGGGGUCCAAUAGCCAGUAUGGAGUUGAGCCGAAAGCUCCAAACGUGCAGUGCGCCCGGAAAGAAGGGAACGAAGACCCCUAGGAACACAGUUGCUGUUCGUGGGUGCGGGCGGGCGGGCGGGCGAGCUUGUUGGUACGGCAACCAUCACUGAUGCGGUAAUGAGGUGUUCACGCUGUGUUGUUAUGCUUGGCCGCUGGCCAGCUGGCAUGUUUGGUCGAGUCGGGGGCCCGGCGGUGCCUGGCGGCUGCUUAGCCCCUGGCUGUAGCGGCCCUCUGGCGGAUGGGUGUGGCUGGGUGGGCUCUGUUGACUCGCUGUUCCCGGGGUAAGAACGCAACCUUACCUUACUUGCUGGUCACGGACAUCAAACGGCAGUCUAAAUGGUUUCGGCAGUCAGGCUUGUGCUGUAAGCGGGUGAUAUUGAAGCCCCCCAUGUUGAGCGUUCUAAUAAGGCAACCGUUCAAUAGGGGCCAGGGCAUGUGCGUGUCGGGCCCUGCGGCACGGAGCCCUGGAUCCCAAUGGUGCGACACUGGUUGAUGCUUUUGGCCCACAACUUCUGUAACCUACACCGUUU
Chlamydomonas reinhardtii is the source of this 8697-nucleotide messenger RNA. RefSeq lists its product as uncharacterized. The coding region runs from base 475 to 6435 and encodes 1986 amino acids. Gene Ontology annotation, biological process: signal transduction. Gene Ontology annotation, molecular function: 3',5'-cyclic-nucleotide phosphodiesterase activity. The record is from RefSeq and is a predicted model, not a curated record. Lineage: Eukaryota; Viridiplantae; Chlorophyta; Chlorophyceae; Chlamydomonadales; Chlamydomonadaceae. The transcript is spliced from 19 exons.